Molecule: messenger RNA, 5940 nt
Organism: Nakaseomyces glabratus
Lineage: Eukaryota; Fungi; Ascomycota; Saccharomycetes; Saccharomycetales; Saccharomycetaceae
Gene: SEN1
Product: DNA/RNA helicase SEN1
Biological process (GO): termination of RNA polymerase II transcription
Cellular component (GO): nuclear body
Molecular function (GO): helicase activity; transcription termination site sequence-specific DNA binding
Source: RefSeq, a predicted model, not a curated record
AUGAGUUUGCCGAUAGCGCAGCUUUACGAAAAGGCUGGUCAAUUUGUGCCCCUGAUUGAGAAAGUCUACAAUGGAAGCAACGUAGGUAUAUCGGAGUCGAAGUUGUUGGGAGAUGUUUUGCACUUCAUUGCAGAAUUGAAGGACCAGCAUAUUUUUUGUGAUCCACAGUUUGAACCUAUCGCGGUAUUCUGCCUUACUAUAUUCUCCUUCAAUGACCAGUCCACUAUUGAUUGGUUGAAAUCGCGGUUCAACUCGAUUCUGGCGUCUUGUAACAAGUGUGUCUUGGCAUUUGCAAGAGGUAAGAGCCGAAUGUUGAGACAUUUUGCAAUCCAAAGAAACGUACCACAUGAACAUGUCGCUAAAUUUAAUAACCUCAUCUGCAGCUGGCGCUUAGAUACCAUUAGAGUACCCAUUGAAAAACUGAGCAAUCUGCCGAUAGGUUCACAGGUAGAGAACGACUUCUCCUGUGCUUUUUAUGAAUGUAUGACUGAUCCAAACUUGAUGAGAAUGGAUCGGGCCUUUCGUGCUCUGUUUGACAAAUCUUUCUCCGUGUUGUUAUCCAGUCAAGAUUCUCUAUUGAAUGGUAAAACACCAAAUGACGGAGAUAUCCUGCUUGCAGGUACUAUAUUCUGCUGGUGUGAAGGAAAUAAGGAUGAAAAUGAUUGGGCUAGGAAAGUACUGCGAAACCUAAUUCAAAGCAAAACAACGUUUAAUAUGAAGACCAUAGGUGAUGACGUACUGGAUGAAAUUCAAACACAUUUUCUUUUCUUACAAAAUCCAGGUAACUGGAAUGAGGUUAUAGUUUCGCAAUUCUGGACACGAUUUAUUCCAAUCUUCACCAUGUUAGAUCGAGAAAUUAUUGAGGAAUACUUCGGCAUACCAAAAAAUCAAGAAUCACUGAAAAGAUCAUUUAAGUACCCAAUUGAAUCUUUGGUAAAACUGUGGUGUAAUCAUAUGACGAAGUUGUAUUCUGAUAAGCCUGUAGAUUUCUUGCUUCGAGCUUUGCAUAUGUUUCUGGACAAACUUGGCCAGGAUUUUUGGCAACUUAUUGAGCCAUAUACAUUUCACAGUAUUUUAGAUUCUUUAUUUGAACAACCAGUCUUCUUGGCUAGACUUAUGAGAUUACAGAAAGAGCCUAUUAUAGAAAAUCGUGAAGAACUAAUAUUUUCAUUUUCAGGUUCAUUGACAGAUUUACUAGCUUGGACUUUACCAUUUUACAACGCGCUUUCUCCAUCAAAACGGAUACAGAUGGUCAAGAAGGUGUCGAUUUCUUUUUUGAAAAUAGUUGCACAUCAACCAAAUUUAGAAUCUAUAUCCAAAGCCUGUUUGGUUACUUCUUCUUGUACGCUACUGUCUUCGGUUCUUUUCAUCACAGAUGAUGAACGAGCAAAACUUUAUUCUGUGAACGAUUUUGAAAAUGUUUUAUUAACCAAAGUGGAUUCUCGUCUCUUACUAGAUAAUUCAUUGAUCCAAAAUGUUUUACUAAAAUCGAUUACGGAACCAGCGAGUUUUUAUCCAGGUUUAGGUAAUUCUGCUACAUCGGUUGCUGCAUCUACUAUGGGGGUUCUUACAACAUGUAUUGACUUCGAUUUGUUAACUUUAUGUCAAAGAACUUAUAAAUUGUAUUUUGGGACGGCGGUAAACGAAUUUCCUCUUCCAUUAUCAUUACUGGAAAAUAUGGUCGGUAGUAUUCAAUUGGGAUCGUUUCAUAAUGGACCUUUACUAACCAAAUUGCUGCUUACUUCACUAAAAAAUGUUUAUGGUAUUGUGAUUAUUACUAAGUCGAAUUUAAAUACUACACAACAUAAUAAGACAGUUGAAAAUGUCUGGAACUUGGUAAUAAAUUUGGUUGAAAAUUUUAAUGAUUUACUUCCUAAUCAACUAAUGGAAAUAUUAGGCGACAAGGAUGCUAUGGUUGGUUUUUGGUCUUGUAUUUUUAGUUCGAAUGAAAAACUGUACCAAGCCGCUACAAAUAUACUGUACAACACAUUCGAUGUUGAUGGUAGAUUGGAAGGUGUGCAGGCGUUGUUUAAACAAAAUGUUUCUUCACAUCUGAACUCCAUCAAUUUUAUUCUCUCGAAAUUGAUCAAAUGUGAAUACUUUGAACUAUGUCCAAGAACAGUUAAAGUGUUAAUGGAUAUUAUUAGUGCAUUCAUUGAUCCUACUAACGGUGUACUAAGUAAUCCAGAAAUUUCUAAUUCAUCAGAAACUAAGGAUGAAAUGUUUAGUUUUUGGAAUUUGGUUUGGUCAUUUUUGGAUUCUAUUUACAGAUGUACAUUAAAGUGGGCGACAAAGUAUAACUACUCUUUAUUAGAGAAUUUUACAAAAGAUACUCUUGAUCUAAGUAACGCCUUGGUUGGAUCAUUUAGAGAAUUCAAAGAUGUUUUGGGUGAAAAUGUAAACCUCUUUCAUGUUGUGCUAAAGGCUUUUAAAAAUAUGCUUUAUUGGUUAAGGCUAAGUGAUGAAAUUUUAUUAGAAUCAUGUGUUAAAUUGAUUACUAGUACAUCAGAUCUUGCUCAAGAGCGAAAGAUGAAGUUUGAUGACGAACUUGUUGAACUAAUGGCGAAAUAUGGAUCCAAAUACAGGAAAUUUUCCAAUAAACUUUCAUUGCAGCAGUCUAAUGAAAUUAUCAGUAGAGCUCAGACAUUAAAUCCUACUUUAACCAGUAAAAUUAUGGAUGAAGCAUCUGCAUAUAAUAAAAUGAAGGAACAGGCCAAACAAACGAUUGUUAUUAGUGAUUCUGAAGAGACGGGUACUGGAAAAUCACCUGCAGAGCUAAAGUCUGAAUACUUGCAAAGAAAAGCUCUUGGUCUGGCUGCACAUACAAAAUCUAAGGUAACGCAAUCUAAGAUCACAUCCUUUGGUACAGUUCAAGCUGGUGCAGCAUUAAGCUUGAAGACCAAACCACAACCUAAACCAUUGUCUAAAAUGGAGAUGGCUAGAAGGCAGUUGUUACAAAAUAGGGUUAUACAUCCUCCAAGUCAACCAGCAUUUCAUACUAAAGCGCCUUCAAAAUCUCAAACUGCGGAAGAUGAUACUAGUAGUGAUGAAAGUGACAUUGAUAUGGAAACUGCAAGAGAAUUAUUUGCUGUUGCCAAAAGUAAGUCUAAGGGUAUUGAAACAUUAGAUAUUUCUGGUAAGCCGAUAAAAAUAAAUAGCGCUGCUGAAAGAGCAAAAAUGGAAGAAGAGUAUAUGAGAAAGAGAUUAAACGUUGAUUUGAAUCCUUUAUAUGAGCAGUUACUACAAUGGGAUUAUACAAAAAUAAGUGAAUAUCCUGAUGACAAAGGUGCUGAUGCCUAUCGUGACAUAAAAGACGAGUUUAAAUCUGCUAAUGAUUAUAAGAAUGUCAUGAAGCCUUUAUUGCUUCUGGAAUCAUGGCAAGGUAUGUGCUCUGCAAGGGACAGAGAUGAAAACACACCAUUUUCAAUUGUUAUUGGUAAUAGAACUAGUAUUUCAGACUUCUAUGAGAUAUAUGCAUCAAUCAGUAAAAAAAUGUUACAGGACAGUAACAUAACGGAAUCCGAUCUUAUAGUCUUAGCAUAUUUCCCAAAUAUUGCACCAGGACAAAAGGUAAGAUAUGAAGAAUUUAAAAAGGCGCAGUUUACUUGUUUGGCUAAGGUAAAAACCCUGAAGAAGACAAAAGGUGGUAAUGUAGAUAUGUCUCUGAGAGUGCAUAGAAACCAUAGCUUUGCCAAAUAUUUGACUCAUAGGGCAGAAAUCAAUGCAGUCAAAGUAAUGCAAAUGACAACAAUUGAGAGAGAAUAUUCCACUCUGGAGGCUUUACAGUAUUAUGAUUUGGUUAAUCAAAUUCUGUCUGCAAAACUUUCUCCGCCAUCUAAUACAUUUGAGCAACAGAUUAUGAAGGUUCAGCAAGAAUAUUUCCUGAAUGAGUCUCAAGCUAGAGCAAUUGUGAAUACUGUUAUUAGUAGUGGUUUCUCUUUAAUUCAAGGUCCACCUGGUACUGGUAAGACUAAGACAAUUUUAGGUAUAGUUGGUUAUUUCUUAUCUCUAAGAAAUGCUACACCAACAGGAACCAUCCAAGCACCUACCGAUAAAAAAUCUACCACCUUAGAUCAGAUGCUAAAGAAACCAAAGAUAUUGAUUUGUGCUCCCAGUAAUGCAGCAGUCGAUGAGAUCUGUUUACGUUUAAAGAGUGGUAUCAAAACAAAAGGACAGACUGUUAGGCCGGCUAUAAUUAGAUUAGGUCGUACAGAUGUGGUAAACGCGGAAUUAAAGGAUGUCACAUUAGAAGAAAUCGUUGACAAGAAACUUGGGGAUAAGAGUUAUGAAUUUACCAAUAAUCCUGAUAUUGAGAAAAAAUUCCAAUCACUUCUCUCCGAAAGAAGACAAUUAAGAGAUAAAUUAAAUGCAGAGAAUGGAUCUCCAGAUAGUUCAAUGUCAACAAAUGAUAUAGCAAAUCUCCAAAUGAAGAUAAGGGAACUAACUAAAAGUAUCAAUGAAUUGGGACGUGAAAAGGAUGAAAUGAGAGAGAAAAAUGCCAUUAAUUACAGAAAUCGUGAUCUGGAUAGACGGAAUGCUCAAGCCCAGGUACUUGCCUCAUGUGAUAUUAUCUGCUCGACAUUAUCUGGUUCAGCACAUGAUGUCCUAGCUACAUUGGGAAUGAAAUUUGAGACUGUCGUUAUUGAUGAAGCAUGUCAAUGUACAGAAUUAUCAGCAAUUAUUCCACUUCGAUAUGGCAGUAAAAGAUGUAUUAUGGUUGGUGAUCCAAAUCAAUUACCUCCAACUGUUUUAUCUGGAGCAGCUAGUAACUUCAAGUACAAUCAAUCCUUGUUUGUAAGAAUGGAAAAAAAUUCAAAGCCAUUUCUUUUGGAUGUUCAAUAUCGUAUGCAUCCCGCUAUUAGUAAAUUUCCUUCUGCUGAAUUUUAUGAUGGCCGCCUGAUGGAUGGUCCUGAUAUGGAAUCAUUAAAUAAAAGAAUAUGGCAUGAGCAAGAGCCAUUUAAACCAUACAAAUUUUUUGACAUAACCAGCGGUCAGCAAGUUCAAAAUGUUAAAACCAUGUCAUAUACUAAUAAAGAAGAAAUUGAAGUUGCAAUAGAGAUGGUCGAUAAACUAUUUAGGCUUUAUGAUAACAAGAUUGACUUUUCUAACAAGAUUGGAGUUAUAUCCCCGUAUAAGGAGCAAAUUCAACGAAUGAGGAGAGAAUUUAUGAGAUAUUUUGGAGGUUCCAUCACGAAAUUUGUCGAUUUCAACACGAUUGAUGGUUUCCAAGGUCAGGAAAAGGAAAUUAUUAUUAUAUCUUGUGUCCGUGCUGAUGACUCGCAAAGUGGUGUUGGGUUUUUAAAGGAUUUCAGAAGAAUGAAUGUUGCAUUAACCAGAGCUAGAACCAGUAUAUGGAUCUUGGGUCAUCAGAAGUCUUUGAGAAAGAGUAAACUGUGGUCUCACUUGAUAGAUGACGCUGAAGGAAGAGGUUGUUUGCAGCAAGCCUAUUCUGGCUUUUUGAAUAGUUCAAAUAGCAGGGCCCAGGAUACACUGAACAAAUAUAAAGAAUCCAAAUCAAAGGAAAAGAAAAAGCAUCCAAUUCCAGCGGCUGCCGAUAAAAAGGAUGCUGAUAUUUCUAAUAGAAAUAUUUCUGAAGCUACCGACAUCUCUGAUGGGGAGGAUGAUUAUGAUCCUGUUACCGCCUUUAAACCGAUUGAAAAGAUAGCAAUAAAAAGAAGGGCUGAUAAUCAAGACAAAAGUCCAUUUAUUGAGAAGAAAAGAAUUAAAAAGCCAAAAAUACAGGCAAAUGAUGAAAACCCAUCUGGAACAAAAAAAAAAUCCUCGAUAUUUGGAUCAAAGGAGAAUAACCAAGUGCCUUCAAAGCCGGCAGUUCCAUAUAUUAAAGAUAAAGCUUCGAAGAAAGAUAAGAAAGAAGAUAAAAAGAAAUCAAAAAAAUCGAGACAUAUCAGUUUUUCAGACUCUAUAGAAACAAUACCAUGA